AUGAAGCUCGACGCGAGGAGCUGCCAGGACUUGCUCCGCAUUCUUUUCUCUCCGACGUCGUGGUUUGACGUGUAUUGGCCAGCAUCGCGCAAGUAUUUCUUCGGUCUGCUGUUUAUCGGCGUGAUGAGCGCAAAACUACUCCAUGUUUACUCCCACCUGAACUCGUUAUCCGUUGGCCAGUUCCUUCUCUGGGGCCCGACGUUCUUUUUGCAGGAUGUCGUUUGCAUUCUCAUCGCUCUAUUCCUCACUCAACAUUGCAACCGGAGAUGGGGUCGUGUGCUAGCCGCCUUGGUGGCUAUCCCAGCUACUUUAGCCAUCUCCGGCCUGGCCGCGGCCAACAUCUCCUUUUACUUCCAAACCGGUGCUGAAAUCCAUUGGCGACAGGCGCAUUACUUUCACCGGGACCCCGCCGCGGUCAAAACUCUGUUGACGGGCUUGACCGGCAUGAUAAUUGUGGAAAUCCUCUUCAGCGCAGUUGCCUGGCUAUCGACCCCUUACCUGUACAACGCAGUACGAAUCCCCGUGCGCAUUCUAAAAUCGACCGUGGCACCCCUCCGUUGCUGGAAGAGACGGGCGGCGACCGAUCCCAAGAGCUAUGCGCAGCUUCCUCGCCAGGAUUGGGAUGAGGAAAGCAACGAACAUGAGUCCAUGCUGGGGCGGCAUCGAGUACCCCAGUCAUCCCACAGGGGCCGACCUUCUCUGUUGCUGCGUAUAUUGGUGGGCUCGCUGGCAGCGGGUGUCGUUUUGCUGCGCUGCAUUCGUCCGUCGGAUAGCGCAUACUCGUUCCUCUCGCAAACAGUGAUCACCACUCCGUUCGAAAACCCCCCGGUUCACCAACAAAUAUCGUCUGUCGAUCUCCCACCCUUGGAUGGCGACUACAGUUGGCUUUAUAACCACACAGCGCUGGGCACUCCAUCAAAGCUGGACUGGCUACCCCGGAAGAAAUUGGCCGGUUUCCGAGACUGGUAUGCACUAUCAAACGGCAGCGCCCCGCUACACUACGAUCCGAUCAACGACCCUCUUAAAAUCAGCAACCUCGAUCAAGAUAUCCUCGCACCGUUGCGAGACGCCUUGGCGAAAGGCGAUAUUAACAUUAAGCAUGUCUUCCUGCUCAAGCUCGAAAGUACCCGAGACGACGUCUUCCCGUUGCGCAAGGAGUCCCACCUCGGUGACCUUAUUCGUGAGUCCUUCUCCGGUCACAUCCCCGAUGAUGUCGAGGAGAGACUUGCCAACCUGACCCGCAACGCCGAGAGAUUCACCGCCACUCCGUCUGGCUUUGAUCUCUAUGAUGUUGAGCCAUAUGGUGGCCUCCAUAUGACGAAUGCAUACACGGGCGACACAUUCACCCUAAAGAGUAUUUUGGCAAGCGCGUGUGGUAUCGCACCUUUGGUCGUCGAUUUCAAUCGCGAAUAUCUGCACCAUAUGUACGAGCCUUGCAUGCCACAGCUUCUGAGUGCAUUGAACUCGCUGUCCAACGACACCAAAGUUGCGAAGAAGUCGGACGACUUCACUACCUGGCCUUGGCACUCGACUUUUAUGCAGAGCAUCGAUGACAAUUACGACAACCAGAACCUUCUCAUCCCGGCCAUGGGCUUCCAGGACAAAGUGACUGACAAGACGAUCACGAAAGACUCGGAAAAGAGGGAUGGCGAGGCGCCCGAAAAGUUCAACUUCUGGGGCUAUCCCGAGCACGAGCUGCGACAUUACUUCUCCAAGGCUCUGAAGCAUGCCGAACGGCAUCAUGAGCGACUAUUCAUUACCCAUCUCACCGGGCAAACGCACCACCCAUGGGAUAUGCCCAAGGGCCAGGAUUACGAAGAGUUGAUUCACACUGGUAUCUUCGGUAAGAACAAGAACGUCAACCGAUACCUCAACACCAUCGGUGUUGCGGACCGAUGGCUUGGAGAGUUGACGGAAGUGCUUGAGGAAACCGGAGUCGCCAACGAGACGUUGGUCGUCAUGGUAGGCGAUCACGGCAUCUCCCUCAUCGAGGAUGGCGGCGUCACGCCAUAUGACAAUCCGCACGUCGCCAAUUUCCACGUGCCCAUGGUCUUCUCUCACCCACAGCUACCGCCGAUCAACAUCGACGGUCGCGUCACUUCGCUCCAGAUUCUACCGACGAUUCUGGACCUCUUGGUCGAGUCUGCAUCCCUAGACGAGAAGGCAACGCACGCGAUCAAAGAUCUCCUCCCUCUUUACGAAGGACAAUCCAUGAUCCGUGAGCUUGUUCCCGAGAAAGACGGCAAGCUCGACUGGCAGUUCACCGUCAUGAACACCGGAGCCACAUGGUUGGCCCUGAGAUCUGCACCUAAGCCCUAUCGCAUCGUCAUUCCCAUGGUCCCCGACGUGGAGUGGCGCUUCUCAGACGUCGAUGUCGACCCGCACGAGGAGAAGACCCUUCAGUCCUUCACGUUGCCUCCGUUACUUGAACAGGUGGCAAAGGAGCAUGGCGAAGAAGCCGUUCAAUGGAUUGAAGAGGCGGCGCACGUCGCUCAGUGGUGGGUUGCCGAGAACUGGAGUCGGUACGAAUACGUUCCCGAGUCUUGA
This is a messenger RNA of Penicillium cinerascens, 2547 nucleotides long. RefSeq lists its product as uncharacterized. The record is from RefSeq and is a predicted model, not a curated record. The transcript has 2 exons. Bases 1 to 2547 code for a protein of 848 amino acids. Lineage: Eukaryota; Fungi; Ascomycota; Eurotiomycetes; Eurotiales; Aspergillaceae.